GCUGUUUCCCAUCGGACAGCGUUUUCAGUUGAACUAAUCAGGGCCUAUUGGCUGACUUUGAGGUCGAAGGUGAAAUCGGCAGCAUGGCGUCGUCCACAACAUCGCACGAUGUCAGCGCUCAGGAUGUUGAAGAUAAGAAGAAGAGGAAAAAGAAAGGCGAUGAAGACGAAUCCGAGCUGCUCACUGUACCAGAUGGAUGGAAAGAACCGCCGUUUACAAAAGAAGAUAAUCCUCGGGGAUUGCUGGAAGAGAGCAGUUUUGCAACAUUAUUCCCUAAAUACAGAGAAGCGUAUUUAAAAGAAUGCUGGCCUCUAGUGCAGAAGGCAUUGGCUGAUCAUCAUGUUAAGGCAGACUUGGAUUUGAUUGAAGGCAGUAUGACUGUAUCAACGUCAAAGAAGACUUUUGACCCAUAUAGUAUUAUAAAAGCUAGAGAUUUGAUAAAGCUGCUUGCAAGAAGUGUUCCUUUUGAACAGGCUAUGAGAAUUCUUCAGGAUGAUGUGGCAUGUGAUAUAAUUAAAAUUGGUUCCUUAGUAAGAAACAGGGAAAGUUUUGUGAAAAGGAGGCAUCGUCUAAUUGGUCCUAAAGGGUCAACUUUAAAGGCAUUAGAGCUUUUGACAAACUGUUAUGUUAUGGUACAGGGGAACACUGUAUCUGCACUUGGACCAUAUGGUGGCUUAAAGGAAGUCAGAAAAGUAGUGGUGGAUACCAUGAAGAAUGUUCAUCCUAUAUACAACAUUAAGACUUUAAUGAUCAAGCGGGAAUUGUCAAAAGAUCCUGAGCUGAGAAUGCAAAGCUGGGAAAGAUUUUUACCCAAUUUCAAACCCAAAAAUCUAAGCAAACGCAAGGCUCCUAAAAAGAAAGUGGUGAAGAAGGAGUACACACCAUUCCCGCCACCACAGCCAGAGAGUCAGGUGGACAAAGAACUAGCUUCUGGUGAAUUCUUCCUCAAGGAGAGUCAGAAGAGAAGGAAAAAGAUUGAAGAAAUCAAGGUCAAACAAGCCGAAGCACUAAGUAAAAGGCAAGAAGAAAGACAAAAAGCAUUUAUUCCUCCCAAAGAAAAACCUGUUGUGAAGAAACAAGCAGUUGCAAUUUCAGAUAAAAUAGAUGUUCAGGCAAUAAAGGAGAAAGUAAAGAAAGCCAAGAAUAAGAAGCUGGGAGCUCCUCCAGUUGCUGAGGUGGCUCAGAAGGACACUGCAAAUGGCAAGAAAAGGAAGAAAAGUAAACUUUAAUGUGCUGAAAUUUUUACAGUAAGGGAAUUCACCUCCUGGACUGUGUCUGAUCUUUAUACAGUGGCAGCGUGAAUAGAUUUUAAAAAUGAGGCAUUUUAUGUUAAGGAGGAGAAAAACCUUAAAAUGUAUUUUCAUCCUCCUCUUGUUAUUGGCCUGCUCGGUAGAUAACUAAUUAAUUUAUGUGGUCUUAAUGUGUGGUAUAUUUAAAUUUCACCACACUUAUCUUGUUUGUGAUGCUUUCAUUUUACGUUGGACCUGUUUUUGCUACUACAUUGAAGACAUAACAUUUGUAGCUGAUGUCUUGGAAAUUUUGUAAAAAGAUGUUUAAUUUUAUAUUAUCAGAGUAAAUGUAUACUUUUUCAGUUUUGGGUGUGGUUAUUAAAUCAGGUACCUUUUGCCUCUCGAUGGAGCUUGGACACCAUGUUGUGGAUUUUUCUUCAUGUGAUGCAACCUUUUGUGUACCCUCGGUUCUUGAUAUUGCUUAUUUUGGCCAUGAAGGCCCAGUGCCUUUAAACUGGUUUGUGGGAGUCUUUGCCACCAACACAAAAUGUCAAUCUUGUGUGAUACUCAUUGCUUUUAUUUCUACAAGAACAAAUGGCAAACCUCCCUCCAGAACUGGUCCCUGCUUUUUAGCCUUUAGGCUGCUGUCCCAACAACCCUAAAUAGUUAAAUAAAUAAA
Molecule: messenger RNA, 1908 nt
Organism: Erpetoichthys calabaricus (reedfish)
Lineage: Eukaryota; Metazoa; Chordata; Cladistia; Polypteriformes; Polypteridae
Gene: krr1
Product: KRR1 small subunit processome component homolog
Exons: 10
Coding region: 84-1229 (381 amino acids)
Cellular component (GO): nucleolus; small-subunit processome
Molecular function (GO): RNA binding
Source: RefSeq, a predicted model, not a curated record